This is a messenger RNA of Gekko japonicus, 1595 nucleotides long. RefSeq names its product acyl-CoA thioesterase 9 (gene ACOT9). The transcript is spliced from 16 exons. The record is from RefSeq and is a predicted model, not a curated record. Gene Ontology annotation, biological process: acyl-CoA metabolic process. NCBI's taxonomy places the organism in Eukaryota, Metazoa, Chordata, Lepidosauria, Squamata, Gekkonidae. The coding region runs from base 247 to 1557 and encodes 436 amino acids. Gene Ontology annotation, molecular function: fatty acyl-CoA hydrolase activity. Gene Ontology annotation, cellular component: mitochondrion.
CAUGUCGGCUGUCUCGAGUGGGAAAAAGAAAUAAAGCGUUUCUGGAAGAGUUUUAAGACAGCCUGGGCCAGUCCAGCGGGGAGGGCCGAGUUCCUGUCCCAGGCGGGGCUCCUAGCUGACGGCAGCUGCAACUUCUUAACGAGCCGCGGGAGGGUCGGCUGCAGCAGAGCCGGAGGCGACCGUAAAAACCGUUUCCCAGGUGCCGCCGCCGCCACAAGGCGUUUUGCUGCUGGGCCGCGGAGCACAAUGUUGGCCCGCAGAUGGUUUUCGUUCAGCAAGACCCAUCCUAUCCUGAUGAGGAUGUUGACUUCCACCCCUAGUGGCUCGAAACCUCUUCCUGACAUGCAUGAAGGGCAUUUACCCAUUCAUGUGAAUAAUGUGCGAAACAAAUUGAGGAGUAUAGUGGGGGCAUCUACCAAUUGGAGUGAUCACGUGCAAGCAAUGAAUGAAAGGAAAGCCUUGCAUACACUCCUUGCUAAAAACCAAGCUGACCUGCCCCCUAGGAAAAUGAGAGACAGCUAUAUAGAAGUUAUCCUGCCUUUAGGAAGUCAGCCUGAAAUAAGAGAAAAAUAUCUGAAUGUCAACAACACUGUCAGGUUUGGCCGAAUUCUUGAAGACCUUGACAGCUUAGGAGUUCUCAUUUGUUACACUCACACCAAACAUGAAGCUGUUCAGAGAUCUCCUUUAUCAAUUGUUACAGCGCUGGUGGAUAAAAUUGAUUUAUGGAAGAAGAUAAUUCAUCCAGAUUGUGAUAUCAAGUUCACUGGGAAUGUUACAUGGGUAGGAAGGACAUCAAUGGAAGUGAAAAUGCAUGUGCUUCAGCUGCAAAAUGAUGUUUACUGUCCUGUGUUAGAUGCAACUUUUGUCAUGGUGGCUCGUGAUCCAGAAAACAAAAGGUCAGCAUUUGUUCAUCCAUUGAUUCCUGAAGGCCCAGAGGAAGAAAAAAUCUUCAAGGAAGGAGAAUUGAACAAGAUGAGAAGAACUGAUUUCAGCAAGGCCUCUUUGCUAAAAAUGGCUCCCACUGCGGAAGAAAGAACAGUCAUUCAUGAUAUAUUUCUUAAUACGCUGGAUGAAAGGACGGUUAGUUUUCGGAGCCGUGUGUUGCCUCCCAAUUCUGUGUGGAUGGAAGAUGCCAAACUCAAGGGUCUGGAGAUCUGCCAGCCACAGGAGCGCAACAUUUUCAAUAGAAUCUUCGGGGGAUUUCUUAUGAGAAAAGCAUAUGAACUUGGAUGGGCUACUGCCUGCAGCUAUGGAAGCUCUAGACCUUAUGUGAUAGCUGUAGAUGAUAUCAUGUUUCAAAGACCAGUUGAAAUUGGAUCCUUAUUAUUAUUUUCUUCUCAGGUAUGUUACACUGAAGAAAAUUUCAUCCAGGUUCGGGUGCACAGUGAGGUUUAUAAUCCAGACACCAGACAGCACCACACAACUAAUGUCUUCCACUUUACAUUCAUGUCAGAGAAUCAGAUACCACAGAUUAUCCCGAAGACAUAUGGUGAAUCCAUGUUGUAUUUAGACGGGAAGCGGCAUUUUGAUUCAGCUAUGAAAGAAACCAGGGCAUAAUAGCCAUGCAGCUGUAUAGCAAAAAGGCUGUCUUUGGA